This is a messenger RNA of Temnothorax curvispinosus, 880 nucleotides long. RefSeq lists its product as uncharacterized. The record is from RefSeq and is a predicted model, not a curated record. The transcript is spliced from 3 exons. NCBI's taxonomy places the organism in Eukaryota, Metazoa, Arthropoda, Insecta, Hymenoptera, Formicidae. Bases 104 to 742 code for a protein of 212 amino acids.
UAGUCGAUUAGGUGCUGAUCAUAACAUCGAUUAAAGUUCUCUUAUCAGAAUCGAUACACACGUUAACUUUGCAGAACAAUAGGAAAAUAAUAAUAAGUGAAAUAUGAAAGUGGAGAAUACAGUUAGUAAAGCGAUAGAAAUUUGUCUACGAAUUUUUGGCAUAUGGCCGACUACAUCGUGCAUUUUAUUACGUCGACUGUUCUGGAUUUUCACGCUCGUAAUCGAGCAAGCUCUUCAAUAUCGAUAUAUCGUAAAGCACUUUUAUUUGAUCGAGUUUUCCGAGAUAAUGAUUAUUUUUAGUAUAACAAUGGCAUACACGAUAUUCUUAUUUAAACUUGUCGUUUUUUGGUAUAAGCAGCGAACGUUCAACAAGAUAUUAAUGAUGAUGACGAUUGAUUGGGAAAAGUGUUCCAGAACGAAUUUCAGCAUGUUUACGACAACGAGCAAUGUCAAACUGUCGCAGCGCUUCGCUAACAUGACGGUGAUUCUUUAUUCGACAUCUAUAAUCCUUUAUUCGACAUUUAUAAUUCUUUUUAGCUACAAUGUCUUCGUAAAAACCGCGGAUGAUGGCAUCACCUUCAACGUUUCUACACAAUUACUAAUUCUAGACAUGGAUUUGCCAUUUGACGUUAAUCGAAGAUUCGUAUAUGAAUCCGUCAUGAUUAUGCAAUUUUUUUAUUUGCUGUUGUCUGCUAACGCAGUGGGUUUAUUAAAUGCUUUCCUCAUAACAGUGAUCAGUUGAGAGAAGUAUAUAUUUUAGAUAUUGCAUAUAAGUGGACAAAUCGAUAUUCUUCGCAAAAGUUUGAUAGAAGUUUUUCCAAAGGAAAAGAAGCUCAUCCCAAAUCAUUUUAUGAUAAACAGAAUAAUAAAAAAACACCAG